Messenger RNA from Rhodotorula toruloides NP11, 4764 nucleotides. Its product is annotated as thyroid adenoma-associated protein-like protein. NCBI's taxonomy places the organism in Eukaryota, Fungi, Basidiomycota, Microbotryomycetes, Sporidiobolales, Sporidiobolaceae. Bases 1 to 4764 code for a protein of 1587 amino acids. Gene Ontology annotation, cellular component: cytosol. The transcript is spliced from 11 exons. The record is from RefSeq and is a predicted model, not a curated record. Gene Ontology annotation, biological process: tRNA methylation.
AUGAGCGCCGGAUCAGCAGCUGAUCCGCGAGACGCACGCUUUGAGGGACUUUUGGACCUGCGCGAACGCCUCACGCGGGAUGAGAAGCGGACGAAAUCUCGCCGACAAGGGAAGGAAGCUGAUGAGGAUGGUGAAGAGGGACAACGACCGCUCGACUACGCCGCCGCCUUCGAGACUGUCCUCCCCUUCGUCUCCUCAACCUCGACAGCCGUCUCGUCUGCCGUCCACAAGGGCUCGAACCCGUUGGUGCCGACCACAACAGCCUUCGAGACACUCGAUGUCCUUCUUCGCCGGGCGCACGCAGUCCUGACCACACGAGCACACCCCGAAGAACUCGACGCCGUCCGCUCGCAUCUCUCGCCCGACUUCCUCGUCCAGCUUUCGUCGAUUCUCUACGCAACAUGGGACAAGCAGCUCCCGUCGGCGUUGCAGAAGCUCAAGGCGUCCCUCGCGACGCUGUUGGCGAUCGCGUCGCCGGCUUGCCUCGACGUCCAGGACGUCUCGCAGCAGCUCAAGGAGAAGGUCCUAGUCGACGCCCUCGAUAGUCGACGAGCUCUGAGCAUUCUCGAAGCCCUCAUGCCGCAUGUCGCAUUGGAGGACUUCGCGCCUUUCUCAGAAUCGUCGGCGGACAUGCAGGAUAUCGCGGCGGGCGUGAUGCGGCGGUUCAUCCGAGCGAUCGCGCUCAACGAUGAGCAGGCGCAGCUGGUAGGGAAGACGGCCCUGAGCUGGAUCGAGAAGUGUUGGGCGACACCGGACGUGGACGGCAAUGCCUUCGUCAUCGAGCCCUGCCUCGAAGCAUGCCGGACGGACUCGCCCAAACUUCGGCAUUCUGUCACGACGUACAUCUUGCAAGGCGCCUUUUCUCGACGCAAAGAUCUCUUCGCCGAGAUGCUGCGGUCCGGCGGCUACCUCUUCACCGACGGGUCGGCUCAGGACACGCCAGAGGCGGAUCUCGAAGCGGCAUUGGCCAUCCUCAAGACCGGCAACGCCCUCAACCUCGUCGAGAUGGACGCCUCGCCUGAUGCCAAGCUGUCAAAGAAGGUGGCAUUGCCAUCGACUCUGCUUCGCUCGUGCCUCUGGCAUUCGUCUACCUCGCUUCGAACAUCGGCUCUGUCCGUCCUCGUCCUCGCCCAGUCGCCCUCGGUUCCCCUUCCCCUCUCCUCCUUCCCUCUCCUCCGAGAGUUCUACCAGUACUCGCUCUCCGACGAAGACGCCGAGUUCCGCAUGUCGACCACCUCGCUCACCGGCAAGCUUCUUCUGCGACUCCGCGACUCGUCGUGGAAAGCGCAGCGAACGGCAGACAAGGGCAAGGACGGCGCGGUGGCAGCGGCCGAGUACGUCUCCGCCGCGAAAGGAUUCCUCGAAUGGUUCCUCAACCUGGUCGGGCGCGAAAACCUCAAUCCCGCCCGCCCCUUCCGCCUCAAGAUUACGUUGCUGCGCCUGCUCGACCUCGCACUUCAAGCGCACGUCGAUCCACGCUUCCGCAUCGACGGCCAGGCGAGUGCUGGAGAUGGCGAACAGACCAAUGCUCGAGACGCCACGAACGGCUUCUCCUCGUAUCGCAAGACGGCCAAGACGCAGACGCCGACUUUCCACGCCAAGCAUCGCAAGAUGGACCUCAACGACCACCUUCACGCUGCAGCGAGUCCAUCUGCAUGGCCCUUCGACGUCGCACUCGUCACGCCCGAAACGACGCAAACGCUCCUUCGACAACUUCUCUCGACUUAUACCGCCGUCCGAUACCUCGCCAUCUCCAUGCUUGAGCGCUUCCCAUCGCCGUUGCCGGGGUACGAAGGCGAAGAAGGGACAGCUCGGGCGAAGGAGGAGCUACUCCAGCCAGCUUUGCGCAUGAUCCGCAGCGGUCGCGAGGCAGAAGCGAGUGCAGGCGCCGGAGUGAUCGGACUUGUAUGGAGGAAGUGGGUUCUCGAGGUUGUCGAGUGUGGCGGAUCGGCCAUCCAGGACGGCUCAACGCUCGGCGCAGUCGGUGGAUGGCUUGAAGGCGAGGAGACGGAGCGAGGGCCGGCGGGAUACGCCUAUAUCUCAUCCUUGCUCGACCUGGUCGAGCAACAGCUCUCGCAGUACUCGGUCAACCUUGCCUCGGCUGCAUCGAGAACGCCCAUGCACGGCACCAUUCUCGCGCUCCGACACCUCUUCAUCUCGAUCCCUGCCGCUUCGUAUGCCAAAAUCUCCUCCGCCGACAGUCGUCGACAGAUCUUCCACCGCACACUCGGCGUGAUCAAGCGGGUGUGGGAUGUCGCUUCGCCUGUUCUCGCUGCGAAGGCGCCCGAGGGGAACGGCGGAGACGAUGUGGAUACGGAAGAAGCGCGUGCGAUCCGUUUCGAGCGUCAGGCCAUGGCAGGGAACGGAGAAGACGAGAGCGAAGCGGCGGAGGGGACGGGAGGAACGCAGCACAAGAUUAUCCUGAGCGCCUGCUGGCGGGCGAUGAAGGAAGCCGGAGAACUGCUCGAGACGAUCCUGCGCAUCCCGUCCGAACUGGACACCGACACUUUCCGGCAGAUCUGGCAUCUCGACGAGAUUCGUGCGAUCGGCGACCUCUUCGGCACUUGGCUGCGACUUGCUCGGCACCGCGGCACGGUCGCAAACCUUCAUCCCUGCUUCUCUCGGAGCGCUGCAGCAUUGCUCGUUGCCGGCAAGCGCUGGAAGGAGGUUGGUGAGCUGCCUGGCAACUGGCUCAAGGAGUACCUCGACGCUGUUGUAUCGGCCCGCAUCUCUAUCACGCGCCGAUCGGCUGCCAUCCCCUUCGUCAUUCUCGGACUCAUGCUGGCCAUUCUCCCCACGUCUCGUCCGACUUUCGAUGCGGCCCUCAUUCGCCUCUUCGAGGUCGCCGAGUCUACAGCUUCCGAAAUCACCGACGAAAGCCGAACUCACGCCAUGAACACCUUGCGAACCAUCUUCCUCGAUGCCAAGGGCGGAGUCGCGGCGCAGCAAUACGUUGAGCGCGGCUUCCACCUCUCCAUCCGACUUUUCUGGUCGCCGAACUGGAUCCUGCGGAACGUCGCCAUGAUGCUCUUCGGCUCGCUCAUCAACCGCGCCAUCAACUCUCGGCGCGCCAACCUCGACCGCGAUCCCGUCAGUCUGUCGAGGCGCGUCUCGAUUGACGACUUCUUCGCACGCUACCCCAGCCUGCAGCUCGUUCUGCAGCAGGAGCUGGAGCGUGGCUGGCGGGAAAGCGCAACAUUGCCGCCCUCCUCCAAUCUUCAGUCCUCACUCUUCGCCAUCCUCAUGCUUUUCUCGCUUCUGCGAACGCCGAAGCGGCUCAGCACGCCGGACGCGCCGGAUCGGCCGACGUCGCCAUCGACUGCUUUCAUUCCGCUGAUCGAGGCGUGUCUGGCGAGUCGGGUGUGGAAGAUCCGCAACGUCGCGGCAGAUGCUUUGACCGGGUUGGUGGCGCCUGACGACGUCGCCGACGCCUGCCUUGCGAUCCUCACCAAGAUCCGCCAGACCACCGACGAGGUCUCGCUGAACGAGCUGCACGGUCUGCUUCUCCAAAUCUUGCGACUCGUCGAGGUGUACCCGCUGGAGUCGGACGACGAGAGUCGAGUCUCGACCGCUUUCGUCGACUUGCUGCCCGCCCUCUCCGACGCCGGCCGAUACCCGCCGACUAUCCUCUCCACCUACUUCACCGUCGCUCUCCACCUUCCUUCAUCCGUCCCGCACGUCUCGGUCGUCGCGUUCGACGUCGUUCAGCAGUCGGAACGGUGGUCCGCAGAACAGCGUCGCCUUCCUGGGGCUGAGGAACUCGCCCGGUCCAGCUGGGAAGUGCUCUUCCGCGGCAGUCUCGACGACGAGAAGGCUGCACUCCUUGGCGGCGCACUCGCCGGCAGCAGCCUCGAGACCAAACGAGCCGCACUCUCGAUUCUGGAGGCUGGCCCACCACAACUGCUGCAGAGGACGGCAGACGUGAUGUACCGCGUCGUCUUGGAUGUGAGCCAGGCGGGCGAUGUACGAGUACAGGCGGCCAAGCUGUUGCACGUUGUCUCUUCGUCCUCCUUCGACGCGAACUUCGAGGAAGUCGCUGCGGCUCAGCAGGAGACGGCCAUCGUCCCGCUCCGCGAAGCGCUGCUUCCGAUCGUGGCGUCGGCAGCGUGCUCGGAGGCCCCGCGUAGUCAGGCGCUGCGGAUCAUCGAGCAGGCAAGCGGUGUAGACGAGUCCGUUGAAUCGCGCGAAGCUGCCGGCGCCGCCCUCAUCUGCUUCGCCAAGCUUUACGAUUCCCUCGACCUCAUUUCCGCCUCGCUCCGCCCUCACUUCACGCUUCUCGCCUGCCGACUCUUGCAAGAUGACGACGUCACCGUGCGGGAGUCUGCCGCCGAGGCUUGCGGGCUGCGGCUUGUCGAGGGCAAGGCGGUCGAGCAGGUUGUGACUGACGGCGGCGAGCCGCUGCGGCAACUUCUGCUCGAAGAAGAAGAGCGUGAUCUUCAACAAGACCUUGCGCUCAUCUCGAAUCCUUCCUCCCUCCUCUUCGCCAUCGAAAAGCCAAAUAUCUUCCGCGACUUCGCUCUUACGACGUCACUCCUCUUGCCGUCCUUCUCGCCCGCUUCCUCGGAUGAUGUCAAGGCGCACGCGCGACAGCAAGUAACCAAGCUGGCCGACGCAGUCGAAGCGAGCAGGAACCUUCCUGCUGGCCCGCUCGGCUUGACCGGCAACGAGCUCGUCUCGCGUUGGGUACAUACGCUCGUCGGACGACUCGACGCGAUGGGCGAGGAGGAUCACGAAGCGGCGACGCUCUUGCGCCCCAGCAUCUAG